Messenger RNA from Danaus plexippus (monarch butterfly), 667 nucleotides. It is a transcript of the gene TfIIA-S, whose product is annotated as transcription initiation factor IIA subunit 2. The record is from RefSeq and is a predicted model, not a curated record. The coding region runs from base 131 to 457 and encodes 108 amino acids. Gene Ontology annotation, biological process: RNA polymerase II preinitiation complex assembly; transcription initiation at RNA polymerase II promoter. The transcript has 4 exons. Lineage: Eukaryota; Metazoa; Arthropoda; Insecta; Lepidoptera; Nymphalidae. Gene Ontology annotation, cellular component: transcription factor TFIIA complex. Gene Ontology annotation, molecular function: TBP-class protein binding; RNA polymerase II general transcription initiation factor activity.
CUGUUUGACAAAUGACAAAAUCAAAACGAUAAUUAUUGUUUUUCUUUUCCAAACAUACACUCUAAAUUAUUGGCUACCUUUAUUCUGCUUAAAGAAAGACUUACUUAAAUAUUAAUUAAAUAUCGCAGAAAUGUCAUAUCAACUUUACAGGAAUACUACAAUUGGAAACACGUUACAGGAAAGCCUUGACGAAUUGAUACAGUAUGGUCAAAUAACACCUACGCUCGCUGUGAAAGUAUUGUUACAGUUUGAUAAAUCUAUUAACACAGCAUUGUCUAACAGGGUGAAAUCUAGAUUAACCUUUAAAGCGGGGAAAUUGAAUACAUACAGGUUUUGUGAUAAUGUUUGGACAUUUAUGUUGAAUGAUGUAGAAUUCAGGGAGGUUCAAGAAGUUGCUAAGGUGGAUAAAGUGAAAAUAGUUGCCUGUGAUGGAAAGAAUGUGGAGGACCGUCGGUAAUGCUUGGAGCUCUACAUGGACUAUUUAAUGUUAGAAAAUAUGUAUAUAUUGGGGUCUGGUAAUUGAUAUUAGGAAACUUCUCUAAAUGCUAGUAAUAAUUUGUAUACUCAAAGGCAAAAACCAAAAGUUUUGUUGUAAGGUAAAACUAAUUCUAAAAAUGCAUUAAUUUGUAUUUGAUACGGCUAAAGUGCUAAUAAAUUGUGGAAUGAC